Messenger RNA from Aureococcus anophagefferens, 753 nucleotides. RefSeq lists its product as hypothetical. Gene Ontology annotation, molecular function: guanyl-nucleotide exchange factor activity. The annotation marks the transcript as partial. The transcript is spliced from 2 exons. Lineage: Eukaryota; Pelagophyceae; Pelagomonadales; Pelagomonadaceae. The record is from RefSeq and is a predicted model, not a curated record. Gene Ontology annotation, cellular component: cytoplasm.
AUGGUCGCCGCGGGCGCCGCCCACGCCCUCUGCCUCGACGACGCGGGGCGCGUCUGGAGCCUCGGCUGCGGCGACGACGGCCGCCUCGGCCGCGGGCCGGACCGCGACCCGGCGCCCGCGGUCGUCUGCGCGGUCGUCGCCGGCGUCGCCGACGCGCGCCACGUCGCCGCGGGCGCCUGCCACAGCCUCGCGGCGACGGCGGCCGGCCGGGUGUACAGCUGGGGCCACGCCGGCGCCGGCCGCCUCGGCCGCGGGCCGCCCGCGUGGCCCGAGGAGCCCGCGCCGAAGCCCGUCGCCGUCGCGGUCGCCGUCGCGGCCGUCGCCGCGGGCAAGUACCACUCCCUCGCCGUCGCCGCCGACGGGAGCCUCUACGCCUUCGGCGACAACUCCUACGGCCAGCUCGGCCUCGGCGGCGACGACGACGCCUUCGAGCCCGCGCGCGUCGACCUCCCGGCGGGCGCCGUCGUCGUCGCCGCGGCCGCGGGCGGCAGCCACUCCGUCGUCCUCCUCGAGGGCGGCGACGUCCUGGGCUUCGGCUCCAACGCCGACGGCCAGCUCGGGGAGCUCGAGGACGUCGAGGGCGUCGAGGGCGAGAGCGACGGCGAGGACGACGGCGACAGCGGCGCGGACGGCGCCUCGAGCGGCGACGACGCGAGCGACGCCUCCGACGAGUCCGACGGUUCCGACGAGACCGCGGCCGAGGUCUGGACGCCGACGCGCAUCGCGGGCCUCUGCGGCCGUGGCGUCGUCGAG